Messenger RNA from Daldinia caldariorum, 748 nucleotides. RefSeq lists its product as uncharacterized. NCBI's taxonomy places the organism in Eukaryota, Fungi, Ascomycota, Sordariomycetes, Xylariales, Hypoxylaceae. Bases 180 to 557 code for a protein of 125 amino acids. The transcript has a single exon. The record is from RefSeq and is a predicted model, not a curated record.
CACGAUAUCACGAAUAUUUGUCUUAACCGACCUCCGAGUAGCGAAUAUUCACUUCACUACUACUAACCAUCCUUUAAAUCAUACAUACAUAUCUCAUCGCAUUGAUAUUAGUAUCUACGAUUUUGUAACGAGAAACGCACUGGAUUUCCGAAAGCUAUUUAGAACUGGAGUAUAUCAAAAUGCAGAUCUCAGCUAUUCUCGCAACCGCGCUGCUGCCCCUGCUGGCGGUAGCAGAGACUUCUACCACCACGUCUACCAUGACGAUGACAAAGUACAUCACAAUUAAGAAGGUUGCGACUUCAAGUGUCUUCACUUCGUUUAGCGCAAACUCGACUUCCUUCUACUUGCCUACCGGCACUAUUUCUUCUUAUAUUUCCUCUUCGACUGUUGCUCUUCCGACGACGACAACGACGACCACCGGCUCUGAUGGUACGCCCACAACUGUUGUGCCCACUGUCAGCCCUACUAUCGACAAUAACGACAGCGGCGCGUCGCAUGGUUCUGCACCCAUGGCGCUUGCUGGUCUGGCUGGUAUUAUCGUCGCCGCGCUGAUGUAAAUCUGCACCGCGAUGCGAUGCGCAACUUCGCCGCACGAGCGGCGAAAGGGAUACGACGAAAGCAAAUUUCACGACGUCUAUUUUAAAUGUUCGAUAUGAGCGCCAUUCACUUCAUUUCUUUUGUCAAAAAUCAGCACUCCUCGUUUUCAGCGCUAUCUGGUCACGCUACGCGACAAGGCAACGGAUUGCGA